AUGGACAUCUUCAAUCGUCCGCCUUCAAUCGCUGAGGAUACCCUCCAAUACGCGAUCUACCCAUCUGUCAACUCCUCAGACAAAGCAUAUGCUACCAGUCUUGCAGCAUGUAUCAAAAGCUACGCCGACACGCUUCUCCCAGACUUCAUAUGGCAUCGCGAUGCCUUCGAAGUCAAGCUCGCCUCCAAUCCGGAUAGAGCUGGGUCAUGGAUCCUUGAAGGAAGAAUGCGCGUUGGAGACAGUGUCGAUGAUGAAUGGUGCACGGUUUGGUUGCUGAAGGAAAUCAGCUCGAAGUGGGAUGUUGUGAUCAGCGUGUACGAUUCAGACGGUGAAUUCCUCUUGAUUGAGGCUGCGGAGGCACUACCCUCCUGGGUCAAACCCUCAAAUUCUGAAAAUCGAGUUUGGAUCCACAAUUCCCGUUUGCAUCUCAUCCCUCUCACACAUGUAUCUCCAAGCCUGAGAGAGAGGCGCCGUCGCAAACUCCCGGGUCUACCAGAAAGCGACGACGAAGAUGCAGGAGAGGGAGAUUCUUACAUCGCUGCCGAAGAUGCUGUUCCCCUCGUCAGAGAUCCCUCAGUUGAAACCCUUGCUCCGCUUGCCGUAGAAAGACUGGCCUGGCAGCACAUAGCCGACUAUCCAGACGCAGCGAAAAGCCACGUUCAUACGACGAAAGCAUUCAUUCCUGAGGACAUAGCCAAAAUUUUGGGUGCGAAUCCAUCUCUGGUCCAGAAGGCGGUUGAAGCGUUUUACACAAGGGAUGCGAUCCAGUUGCGGACGGCCCAUCGCAUGUCCCGCUUUUCUCCCGGUACAGCCGUUCUUACAGCCGUUAAGAUGACAAGAACAGCCUAUGCUCAGCUAAUAGGUCAGAAAUUCUUCCCUCCAAAAGUAUUUGGGAGCUGGAAAGAGCGAGAGGGCACGAAAGAGUGGAGGUGGCGAGACGUCGGAAUGAAAAUCGCGGUUGGUUUUGAGAUGCUUUACCAGGAAAGUAAAGGACGACAAGGCGGGCAGAACCUGUCGGAAGAUGGAAUUCGCUCAACGGCUGCGGCAAACAAGGAUACGCUGCAGCGAAAUCCGGAAUAUCAAAAAUAUAUCCAGAACCUGACCAAUGCCGGUUAUUUCAAAGGCGAACUACAGGGUUCGCUGCUCUGGGGUUCUCUGGAAAAUCAAGCCGCCGCCACAUUCGUUGAAGUCCGCCGACCCAACGACGCCUCGCGACAAUCAUUCGCUUCCCAGGUGACCUCUGGCCUGUCAAGGAUCAAAACCUUGCCCGACCAAUCGACAGCGACAGAAGAUUGCGAUGAUUGGUUGAACGUCGACGGAGAGGAUUUCGAACGGAUGCUGGAAGCUACAUUUGGCAAUGCCAAUCGUAAUGCCGCGAAGGAUCCCAAUACCAUGGAUGUUGACAAUACCAAUGCCGGGCAGCCAACCGAAGAUCAACUUGCGUCAGAACAAGCUACGCGACUGAAAGAUCUUGCGACGAAAGUCGAGAAUUUCGUUGAAGGUGAGGGAGACAUGGAAGGUGCGCGAUUCGAAGGUGAAGAACUUUCCGAGGAAUCCUUCAGCGAUGACGAUUCGGAUUCGGACUCGGACUCGGACUCUGAGUCCAAAAAGAACCGACGUUUGGAACAACGUCAAGAAGACAUGAACAAGCUGGUUUCUGGGCUUGAGCCUUCAGAGUACGGAAAGAUGCCUGCUUCAUAUCACAGCAAUUCGCAACGUGUAGCUACCGCCGCAGUCGAGACCGACGCGGAAGAAGGCAACACUGAACUUCCAGAGCCGAAAUCAGGUACCAAAGCUGAAGAGAAACCUAAGGCGAAGCCCAUCCGGCCUCCUAUUAUUCCACGGGACAAAUACGACGGAGUCGACUCUGACGAUGAAACGGAUGAAGAGGCUGUUGAAGAUGAUGAAUCUGAAGAGGAUCGCCCUCAAGUCGUUGGGGAGAUUGAGAUCGACAUGGAAGAGGAAGAGGAAGAAUUCCUCGAGUUUUCGAGGCAGGCUCUUGGGAUAAGCGAUGAGCAGUGGGCAAGCAUUGUGAAGGAUCGCAAGGAUAGGGGUGCCUUCCUUCCCACCAGUGCCAAAAAAAUGACUCCAGCGCCGAAUAAACCUCCUGAAUCUACCGAGAAGACUGAGAGGAAAGCCCACAUACCUCGCAUUCCGGAACCUGGCCCACGGCCAAAUGUCAACCCUGAACUCGAUAGCUUCGAAGCGGUGAUGAAGGCUUUGGAUGAGGCACUGUCAAAUUCAAAAAACCCUUCGCGUAAAGCGGCGCAAUCGAAAGGUAAGGCCAAAGAAGAGGAGACAACGCAAGACAAAGGGAAGCAUAAAACGACAGUUGAAGAUGCCAUGGAUGUUGAAGAUGCGAUGGAUGUUGAUGAGGACGAUGAUUUUGACAUCGAUGCUGCGAUGGACGCUGAGCUCAAACAAGCGCUCGAAGGUGCCGAUUCGGACUCUGAGGAGCCCAUGGACUACAACAUGAUCAAGAAUUUUCUGGAAAGUUUCAAGAGUCAGGCGGGUCUAUCUGGUCCUGUCAGCAAUCUGGCUGGGCGCCUACAACCUGAUCUGAAGUUUCCUCGCGAUGAUUCUUUCUAG
Cyclocybe aegerita is the source of this 2589-nucleotide messenger RNA. The record is from the annotation of a GenBank genome assembly. NCBI's taxonomy places the organism in Eukaryota, Fungi, Basidiomycota, Agaricomycetes, Agaricales, Hemipholiotaceae.